Molecule: messenger RNA, 1038 nt
Organism: Cyprinus carpio (common carp)
Lineage: Eukaryota; Metazoa; Chordata; Actinopteri; Cypriniformes; Cyprinidae
Product: flocculation protein FLO11-like
Exons: 1
Source: RefSeq, a predicted model, not a curated record
ACAUCUCACUCACCAACCACUGAAUCAACAUCUGAAUCAACAACACUAACAUCUACAUCUCAAUCAACAACACCUGCUCAAACAUCUACAUCUGAAUCAACAUCAACCACUGAACCAACAUCUACAUCAACUACAGAAACAUCUACAUCUGAAACAACAACAUCUACAUCUCACUCACCAACCACUGAAUCGACAUCUGAAUCAACACCAACAUCUACACCACAAAUAACAACACCUGCUCAAGCAUCUACAUCUGAAUCAACAUCAACCACUGAACCAACAUCUACAUCGACUACAGAAACAUCUACAUCUGAAUCAACAACAACAUCCACAUCUCACUCACCAACCACUGAAUCAACAUCUGAAACAACAACACCACCAUCUACACCUCAAUCAACAACACCUGCUCAAGCAUCUACAUCUGAAUCAACAUCAACCACUGAACCAACAUCUACAUCAACUACAGAAACAUCUACAUCUGAAACAACAUCUACAUCUCACUCACCAACCAUUGAAUCAACAUCUGAAUCAACAACAUUAACAUCUUCACCUCAAUCAACAACACCUGUUCAAGCAUCUACAUCUGAAUCAUCAACCACUGAACCAACAUCUACAUCAACUACAGAAACAUCUACAUCUGAAACAACAACAUCUACAUCUCACUCACCAACCACUGAAUCAACAUCUGAAUCAAUAACACUAACAUCUACACCUCAAUCAACAACACCUGUUCAAGCAUCUACAUCUGAAUCAACAACCACUGAACCAACAUCUACAUCGACUACAGAAACAUCUACAUCUGAAUCAACAACAUCUACACCUCCAUCAACAACACCUGCUCAAACAUCUACAUCUGAAUCAACAUCAACCACUGAACCAACAUCUACAUCAACUACAGAAACAUCUACAUCUGAAACAACAACAUCUACAUCUCACUCACCAACCACUGAAUCGACAUCUGAAUCAACAACAUCUACACCUCAAUCAACAACACCUGCUCAAACAUCUACAUCUGAAUCAAAAUCAAUCAAUGAAUGA